This is a messenger RNA of Drosophila sulfurigaster albostrigata, 1819 nucleotides long. It is a transcript of the gene spirit, whose product is annotated as serine protease snake. The transcript has 3 exons. The coding region runs from base 471 to 1619 and encodes 382 amino acids. Gene Ontology annotation, biological process: proteolysis. NCBI's taxonomy places the organism in Eukaryota, Metazoa, Arthropoda, Insecta, Diptera, Drosophilidae. The record is from RefSeq and is a predicted model, not a curated record. Gene Ontology annotation, molecular function: serine-type endopeptidase activity.
UUAAGCUUGCGCAAAUAACAAAUGGCGCGUAAUAUCAACACAGCACUUCAUCGAAGAUGAGCAAAUAUAAAUCAAUUGCUUGUGCAGGAAAAAAAAAUAACAUAAAUAAAAAUGAGGAACAGUAAUCGCGAAACCGGUCACGGUUCGGUGUACCUUUGCCCGAGAGCACGUGCUGUCGUCAUUGAGAAUUCCCCCUGCCAAAAUGGAAAAGAUACCGCGACUGUUUGAGAUGUCAAUUAAAAAAAGUCCAAACGCUAUACAACAAGAUCUUUGAAGUUGCCUGGCUGGUUUCGAUUGUUGUGUAUUUGUGUUUUUUUUUUUUUUUGUAUUUUAUGAGAGGCGCAAGCGCAUGCCAACUUUAGUGGCAGCCACACAAAAUCGCAGAUCGCAUUUAGAAGUCGAGCUUGCAACUGAGCGGGACGUUGAGAAAGCCCAACAAAAAAAAAAAAGUGGGAAAGAAAACGCACAAAAUGAUAAAUGCAAUACUGUUGUCGUACUUGUUGUUGUUGCUGGGCACACAAGCAAAAGCUGCAGUCGCUAAUGCAGCAAUUAAACCACUGUCGCAGCGUGGAAUCAUUUUCCCCAAGGAAUCCUUCGAUGAUUGCUUCACAGAUGACCAGCAACGGGUGCCGGGCAAUUGCAAACUGCUCGAGGAUUGUCCCGCCGCCUUGCGACGCUGGAACGAGCAAAGUGUGCUGCCCAAGACAUGCUACUUUGUUAAGUACGAUCAGUUUGUGUGCUGCGAUCUGCAUGAUAACAACAGCACCACGCCCACCAUACAACCGGAGCCUGAACCAGAGCCACAGUUGCGAUCAAGCGAACAAGCUUGCGAGGAUUCAAAAAUUUUUGGCAUUUCCAUUGUGGGCGGCAGGCCAGCUAAAUACGGCGAGUUCCCGUACAUGGCCGCCUUGGGUUGGCAGGCGAACUUCGAUGGAAGCAUCCUCUAUCGCUGUGGCGGCACACUUAUUGCACCCACGUUUGUGUUGACGGCGGCGCACUGCAUUAACUUUGGCGGACAGCUGCCGGCGACGGUGCGUCUGGGUGGUGAGAAUCUCACCGAGGGCAUGGGAGAGAAUCAUGCCAUACGACGCGUUUUUACCCAUCCCGAUUACACGGAUACCGGCGCCUACAAUGAUAUUGCGCUGCUCGAACUGGACGCAACACAACCCUCGUCACGGACCAUUGUGUGUCUGUGGCAGAGUCCAGAGUUGCCGAUGGAUGAACUCACUGCCAUUGGCUAUGGUCAGAUUCAAUUUGCGGGACUGUCGUCAAAGCAGUUGCUCAAGGUGUCGUUGCAGCAUGUGACACAGCAACAAUGUCAGCCACAUUAUCAGCUAGAGGAUUUGCCGCUAGGCUUGGCACUCAGUCAAAUGUGUGCCGGUGAUCUCAGAGGAGUGGGCGACACCUGCCAGGGAGACUCGGGUGGACCCCUGCUCAUGCGCAGUAAGAAUCAAUGGUUCGUGGUGGGAAUCACAUCAUUAGGUCAAGGCUGUGCCAGCGGACCGCCGAGCAUUUAUACGCGCGUCUCCAGCUAUUUGGAUUGGAUCGAGAGCAUUGUGUGGCCCAAAGCUGAGGUGGGUCCCCAGCAGCCGACUUUCGAUUUGCGCAUGAAUGACUGAUGCGUGAAUUCCCGACUUCCCGACGCAUGGGAAUUUCAGCGAAUUAGAAAGCUUAGUCAUAAUAUAUUCUAUUCGUCAUAAGCUCACAUUCAUCUCUUGUCUUGUCUUGUCUCGACUGCCUUAGCAAGUACGUAAACAUAUUAUUUGACUUUUAUUGGCGAAUUUAUGAGCACUGCAAAUACAUUUGAAAAUGUUAAUGU